AUGAGAAGAGGGAUUUUCUAUCGCAUCUUAAAUGAUGUUGUUUCAUAUGAGCCAUACUUUACCCAGAAGGUAGACGCUUGUGGACGACAAAGUAUAUCCCCAGAGCAGAAGCUAACAGUAGUUUUUCAAAUGCUCGCAUAUGGAUGCUCGGCAGACUCCACUGACGAGUACUAUAGAUUGGGUGAAUCUACAGCCCUUGAAUGUUUGCGAAAGUUUUGUUCUGUUAUUGAAGCAGUGUAUGGUCAGUGGUACCUCCGUUCCCCAAAUCUGACCGACCUUUAUAGGCUCUUGCACAAGGCUACUCACAGAGGAUUCCCAAGCAUGUUAGGCAAUCUUGACUGCAUGCAUUGGGAAUUGAAGAAUUGCCCCACUGCUUGGGCAUGCCACUACAAGCAUAAGCCAACUGUCGUUCUAGAGGCAAUGGCCUUGUCUGACACUUGGAUAUGGCAUGCCUUUUUUGGAGUUGCCAGAUCGAACAACGAUAUCAACGUUAUAGCUCGUUCACCAUUGCUCAAUGAUGUAGUGAAUGGAGUGUCUCCCCAUAUCCAAUAUGUUGUCAAUGGAAAUGAAUAUAAUCUAGAUUAUUACUUGGCUGAUGGUAUCUACCCUCGUUGA
Prunus mume (Japanese apricot) is the source of this 615-nucleotide messenger RNA. The record is from RefSeq and is a predicted model, not a curated record. Lineage: Eukaryota; Viridiplantae; Streptophyta; Magnoliopsida; Rosales; Rosaceae.